Molecule: messenger RNA, 1933 nt
Organism: Malus domestica (apple)
Lineage: Eukaryota; Viridiplantae; Streptophyta; Magnoliopsida; Rosales; Rosaceae
Product: protein LAX PANICLE 2
Biological process (GO): multicellular organism development
Source: RefSeq, a predicted model, not a curated record
ACUGACCACCAUCUCUUCUCUCUCUUUUUUCUAUUCACCUCUCUCUCUCUCUCUCUCUCUCUCUCUCUCUCUCUCUCUCUCUCUGUGCAACUGUUUCAUAUGUCCGCAAGCUUCCAAAGAACUAGAAUUAAUGGAAAGUGAGAUUUGCAAGGUUUAUUCUCUUCUAGGAUGAAACAGCAGCAAACACAAACCCACAUGGUCAGCUGCAGAACGUUCAUGGGUGCCCCUCUCACAAUCACUACUUCAAAACAUUCCCAUGGCACGUAAACACCAGAUUCAAGAAUCAUUUUCUUUAUUAUUCAUAUUCCAUGGCUCAAGUUUUUGAGACUACCAAGCAAUAUUCCUGCAAUCUCAAGAACAAUCCAAACUUCUAUUAUUUGGGGUCGGUCAAUAGUCCGAACUGACCAUGGUUCCUGCUGCUGCUCAUCAUCAAAACAUAUCCAACCAACAACAACACAAUCUCUACGGCGUUUAUGGUGGUUGUGGUGCCAAUUACACGGCGGAGAUCAGCAGUUUCGGUCUUAUGAGUACUAGUCAAGUUGUAGAAGAAGGUUAUGAGUAUAACUAUUAUUGCAAUAAUAUUGUUACUGAAUCUGAUCAUCAUCAUCUAGCGGGAAUUGAUCCAAUGGCCGAGGAUGAGUCGAGAACUAACAGCGUAAACGAAGCGGGUUCGAGUUCUAGAGAUGCUCCGGAAGAUAACGAAACAUGGCUCCAAUUGACUAUAGGCGGCGGCUCCAACAACAACCAACCUGCGACCGGGGAACAUCCAACCCUCAGAAGCUUACCAAGUAGUACUACUCCUUCUGGUCCCGGAUUGGUUGAACUUGAUCUUGAUCUGUUACCACCAGGCCAUGAUCACGGUGGUUUUUCGUCAUUACGGCAAGUGAGGUCCAUGCCACAUAUGCCUCCAAUGUUUCAUGUUCCUCAACAUGAAAAUAUUCUCCGUGCUCCUCCUUCGAAUCUGUCUUUCAGGCCUCCGUUUAAUUCGAAUUUUUCUUCGAGUAACGCUACGUCUUUAUAUUUCCAGCAACCGGGGCCAGGAAUGAGUAGCUCCUCGUCCGGUUUAUUUCCUCACCAGGAGGUUAACUGGGCAUUUAGGCCAGCAAUCCCUUAUAAUAAUAUAGGGAUGAUGGCUUCUACUUCUUUAUCUUCUUCUGCUUCUUCUUUUAUAGAACUGGGUUCAUCCUAUUUUGCACGCCCAUUCCAUCGUCCUCUUCGUGAAUUUAAUGUCACCGGGCCAAGCUUAGAUUUCAGAGUUGUUGAUGCUCCGAGAAGGCCCCAAUCCGGCAUUUGGUUUACGCUCCAAGCAUCCCAAAAUCAAGCAAAAGAACCUUUCUUGCCCCAGAUACCCAAAAGCUACCUAAGAAUCAAGGAUGGAAAAAUGACAGUUCGGUUGAUAAAGAAGUAUCUGGUUAAUAAGCUGAGACUGGAAAGCGAAUCAGAGGUAGAGAUAACAAUUAGAGGACAGGAGCUUCUACCUUUCUUGACGUUGCAGCAUGUAAGAGAUAACAUCUGGAGUCGAAGGGACGCACUCACUUUGCUUCCAGACUCCUCAACCACUGAUCAUGUCAUGGUACUGCACUAUGCUAGGACGACGACAAUUACGACGACGACUACAACUGCUUGAUUAAAGUUAAAUUAUCUCCUUGAUUGAGAGUUUUUCCUCAUAAUUUGAUCGAUCGAUCGGGUCCCAUGUUGUUGUAUCAUUGUUUAUUCAAUUAUGCAAAACCCUCGGCCCUCUCCUCUUUUUCGCCAUUCUUUUACUCUCUUUUUUUUCUUUUUCUUGCCACUUUUCUUCUAAUUGAUGGAGAAAAUUUACUUAGAAGGGAAAUACCCCCAAAAUCAAUGUGUAUUAUGGUUUUUGGGGUUAAUAACAUUAAUUAACCCAAGUGUAUCUCAAAGCUACAUCGGGAUUAUUGAUAUUUAUUUUUAU